This is a messenger RNA of Ostertagia ostertagi, 465 nucleotides long. The record is from the annotation of a GenBank genome assembly. Lineage: Eukaryota; Metazoa; Nematoda; Chromadorea; Rhabditida; Trichostrongylidae.
AUGACAUACUCGACCACGAUUUCGUCUGAAUUCGCUUCGCUACCAGAGCGGUUGAAGGCUGAACUGGAUUUCUUAUCCAGCGGGGAAGGAGCAGUCGUCGCGUUGCCGCCUGCAAAGCUGGAGCGGCCGAUGCACUACGCUUUUGUAGCUUUUCAACCGGAAGCAUCAUUGGCGUUACCACCGUUAAAUGAGUCCAUGAACUUGGUGCUCACACGAAAAGUAAUACCGAGCUCAGUUGAAGCCCUAAAAGAGCUACCUGCUCAAGCACCAUACAUCAACCCGGACAUUAGCGAACUUGAAGAAGCGCUCAAAGAACUCGCAGCUCUAUCCAAAGAGGUCAAGGAUCCUGCUAGCUCCGAGACAGUGUCGUACUUCGGCGACUACCGCGAGCGUACGAAUUCAGUGGAUGGAGCGAUCAAACGCCAAAGAAAAUCGGUAAAUUAUCGCGUUUGCACUGCUUUUUAA